Mytilus trossulus (common blue mussel) is the source of this 3211-nucleotide messenger RNA. Its product is annotated as protein fem-1 homolog C-like. Gene Ontology annotation, molecular function: protein binding. Bases 134 to 1993 code for a protein of 619 amino acids. The transcript is spliced from 2 exons. NCBI's taxonomy places the organism in Eukaryota, Metazoa, Mollusca, Bivalvia, Mytilida, Mytilidae. The record is from RefSeq and is a predicted model, not a curated record.
GCCCCCUGGCGAUAAACUGUCUUCGCCAUAUUUGACAUAUUUGGCAACGAGGAGAGGAGUUGGACUCACAAUAUCAAGCAAAAGGCCCUUAAAAUUAUCAUUAUAUAGGUCUCCUAAUCAAUAAAGCCUUCUCAUGAAGGCUAUGGAAUAUAGAAGUGUUGUUUAUAAUGCCGCACGGGACGGUAAAUUGAAUCGUCUGAAAAUUUUCCUCGACCACAAAUCGAAGGAAGAAAUAGGGAAACUUGUACACGCAAAAACAAAUGGGGCUACUCCACUGAUAAUGGCAUGCCGUAAUGGCCAUUUAGAAGUUGUAAAAUACAUCAUAGAACUAUGUACUGCUGAAAUUGAACAAGUAGGGUCCGUGACAUUUGAUGGAGAGACAAUUGAAGGGGCACCACCUUUGUGGUGUGCGGCUGCUGCUGGUCAUUUAGACAUUGUUAAAUAUUUGAUACAAAAGGGAGCAGGGGUCAAUAAAACUACAUACACUAAUUCAACUCCUCUAAGAGCUGCUUGUUUCGACGGACACUACGAAAUAGUAAAACACCUAGUGAAUAAUGAAGCUGAUAUUGAAAUUGCAAACCGACAUGGUCACACCUGUUUAAUGAUAAGCUGUUAUAAAGGUCAUAGAGAGAUUGCUCAGUAUUUAUUAGAAUUGAAUGCAGAUGUCAAUAGAAAAAGUGUGAAAGGAAACACUGCUUUACACGACUGUGCAGAAUCAGGAAGUUUAGACAUCAUGAAAUUAUUACUGAAACAUGGAGCAAAAAUGGAAAAAGAUGCGUAUGGAAUGACACCUUUAAUGGCAGCAAGUGUGGCCGGAUUUUCGAAAAUAGUUGAAUUCCUAAUUGGGAGACAGGAAUGUACAAAACAUGAGCGAAUAGAUGCUUUAGAAUUAUUAGGUGCAACAUAUGUGGAUAAGAAAAGAGACAUGUUAGGUGCUAUCAACUUCUGGCGACAAGCAAUGGAAGAUCGUUCAAAUGAUCCUUCUCUACCAAAACCUAAACAGGGUUCACAGGUAGCCGCAUAUGAAAACUCAGAAGAAGUCACAAAUCUGGAUGAAUUAGAUGAACUUAUUUCUGAUCCUGACGAUAUGAGAAUGCAAGCCCUAUUAGUGCGUGAACGAAUUCUGGGACCAGCCCAUCCAGAUACUUCAUACUAUAUACGUUACCGAGGUGCAUUAUAUGCAGAUAUGGGUAAUUUUGAGAGAUGCAUAAUGCUGUGGAUGUAUGCAUUAGACAUGCAGCAGACAGUUUUAGAACCUUUAAGUCCAACCACACAAAGUAGUUUUCUUUCGUUUGCAGAAUUGUUUUCGUUUAUGAUGACAGAAUGGAGGAACCGACCCGCUCACUCUAUAGCAUUCAAAGACAUUCAUAAUGUGUUAUUACGUGCGAUAAUGGAACUAGAGAAAGGGAAAGCUGAUGAAACAGCUGAUAAAGACAGCAGCCAUUUUAGCCGAUUACUUGUGAUAAUUAUGCAUCUCUUAUGCUUAAUGUGCCGUUUACAGAAGAUCAUGAAAAAAUCAGAAGAACAUUCAUUUAAAGAGGUGGUUUAUAAACUAGUUCGCAUGAAACCUAUCGGCACUAAAGGUUUUUCUCCGUUGCAUUUGGCCUGUUCAAGGGAGACCACCAAUGUUGGAAGAUAUCCUGUUUGUUCCUUUCCCUCUGCCGACGUAGCCCAACUUCUAAUGGACGUUGGUGCUGAUGUAAAUGCUAUUGACCUUGAUGGAAAUUCACCUUUACAUAUAGCCUCAAGCAAUCGCCCGUGUAGGUCAGAGGUUAUACGUACCUUGUUAAGGAAUGGAGCUCACUUAGAUAGAUGUAACAAAGACCGAAAAACACCAAUGCAAUUGAUAAGAGGAAUGUCAAUCAAUGAUAUAGUUUCACCAUUAAAUUAUUUGACGCUACAAUGUCUAUCUGCACGGAAAAUUGUAAAAUGUAAUAUAUCGUAUAAAGGACAGAUUCCUAAAAAGUUGGAGAAUUUUAUAGAAAUGCAUUAGAAUGAAUUGUAAAGUGAUUAUCAAAUGCUUUUGAAUGUGAUAUUUCUUUUUAAUUAAUCAGUUCAUAAAUUCAGAAGUUUAGAAAACAAAACCUCAAGAAGAACCAAAGCAAAAUUUAUAUUUUGUAAAUGAUAGUUUCUUUAAAUAUUCGUUCACAUAUAUAACAUGUAUAAGAUACUUUUUAAUGAUAUGAAAAUCAAACAAGUUUAUUAAGGCUACCAAUGUAAGUUUGUACUUCAAAAUUAACACAGUACAUGUGUUAAAAAUACAAUGUGUUUAUGUCCACAGUUGUGUAUGUACAUGUACAAACGUAGGGAAUGGGGUGGGGGUCUAAUCACAUACAAUCUAUGGUCUUUCUUGAUGGUUAAAUGUACUAUCCAUUAAUUAAUUUAUGAAUUGUAAGGAUAGGUAAUGGUAAUAUUUCUUUUUCUGGAAGAAAUAUACAUGUCCAAUGUAGGGAACACUGCUGCAAGGGUAUCUUAAACAUUAUGUACUACAUUUGCACAUGUAAGCAUCACAGUUUAUUACUAUUUUUAAAUGGUCAGUUUGUGCAUAAUGUGAUAUCAGCACACAUUCACCUGCAUAAUAAAUAUAAAGCAUGAUCAUGAAUCAUGAUGAUAAACUGCUUAAGAUUUCAUAGAAUCAUGAUGGUGACAAAUUAAGAAAAUUCAAACUUUUGUUCUCUUCAUGCUACAUGUAACAUUUUAAUUAUCAUGUUUAUAGACAUGAUAGAUCCAUACAUAUAUACACUAUUGAAAAAGAGAGAAACCACAAAAUUGUCAAAUAAUUAUUAUAUUUAUAAAUAUUAAAAUGUUUGCACCUGUAUGUGCCAUCAUCAGUAUCAUUGGGCUAUAAUAAUUUACAAAUGUACAUGUAUGAAUCACAAUAUUUUCUUUAAACCAAAAACUUACAAACUCAUUUAAACAUACAAUGUAUAUCAACUUGCUUUUUUUUGGUUUCCAUUUAUAGCUUUAAAACCUUUUUUUGAAUUCCAGCAUAAGCAUGUCUUACAUUGUCUUCAUGGUCUUAGGGAAAAAAAUAGAGAAAUUAUUUAGAAAAAAAAGAAAUUUAACCCCCCAAAAUACAUGAAAAUAGGUAAAAUAAACAUUAUGAAAAAUUGCUUAUAAAAAUAGUUCUUAAGGUGGUACCUAACACUACAGGGAGAUAACUCUGUAAAAUCAGCUAAACGUUGUAAUUACGUUGUGUUGUUAAAGGAGU